AAAAUAUGGUUAGGCGUGUUUAUUCAGUUAGGAAUGAAUGAUCCUAGAUAAGGAUUGAAUUGAAACUGAAACUGCCUGAGAACUUUCUAAGCGGAUCAUGAAUCUGAUUGUACUGCUGGAAUUUGAACGCCAUUAAAUUUAAAAAGGCUAACAAUCUUCUUCCUGAACUGUAAAAGCAAAGCUGAAUGACUUGUGCUGGAUACAUAUUGGUUUCGGUUGGAUGAGCUACAGGAAAGAAGUUUGUGCUUUUCCUUGCUAGAUAUUAGUUCUGGUUUCGCUUGAAUUAGUUGGAGAAAGAGGCUUGAAGAGAUGGUAUAAGCGUCUGUGCUCCCUUCUGGUAUUCAUUGAUAAGAGAAAAAUGGAUCAUAAUACAGUUAUGCUUCGGAAGUUUUUGGUCGAGACUCCAUCUUUGCAUGAUUUACAUUUGAACCAAAUGGACUUCUCCUCUGCUGCUGGCCCUGGUUUGUCAAAAAGACCAUCAGGAGUUCCCCUGAAUUAUUCUACCUGGAGUCACUGUAAAAUUCAACCUUCUCUUCAGUGGAGGGGAGAUGUUGGUUUUAAAAGAAACGCAAUUUCACUGCAGUCUAGAUCCCCACAAAUAGGCAUUUGCCUUGAUAGAGUCAACGAGGACAACCUGGAUGACUGGAACUCAGAUAGACAUGUCAUGGAUGUUGAGAAGAAACUCAGAGAUCGAAUAUACGUAAAGAAACAUCUUAAUUCCUCUAUGUUGUCUUCGGAUGGGCCCUUUGUUGAGAACGAUGAAGAAACUAACAAUGAAAUCCUUCAACGUUUCUGCAGCUGUGGAAAGUUAGUUGAGGCAUCAAAAUUGAUAGAUGUGAUGGCUCGUCGAAACCAAAUUCCACAUUUCCCUUCUUGCAUAAACUUAAUCCGGGGCCUUGUAAACAUUGCACAGACGGACAAGGCUUCCAAGAUCUUGAAAAUCAUGGUUAUGUCAGGUGGUGUUCCAGAUAUUAUCACAUACAACAUGUUGAUUGGUGGCCUAUGUAAAAAGCGACAAUUAAAAUCUGCCAUUAACAUCUUGGGGGACAUGAGCUCAAGCGGUUGCUCCCCCGAUGUGAUUACUUAUAACACGAUAUUGCGCUAUAUGUUUGAAGAUGGUAGCUCUGAUCAGGCCAUUGGAUUUUGGAGGGAUCAACUGAGAAAGGGAUGCCCUCCUUACGUGAUCACAUAUACUGUUCUGAUUGAGUUAGUUUGCCAGCAUUGUGGGAUUUUACGGGCUAUAGAAGUGUUGGAAGAUUUGGCAAUUGAAGGUUGUUAUCCUGAUCUUGUGACCUACAAUUCACUCGUUAAUUUUACAUGUAAAAGAGGGAACUUUGGAGAUACUGCUUUGGUUAUUCACAAUCUUCUAUCGCUUGGGAUGGAGCCCAAUGCUAUAACCUACAACACUCUUCUGCAUUCUCUUAGUAGCCAUGGCUACUGGGAUGAGGUAGAUGAAAUUUUCUCCUUCAUGAAUAGGACUUCUCAUCCUCCUACUGUUGUGACCUACAAUAUUAUGAUCAAUGGUUUGUGCAAGCAUGGGCUUCUUGAUCGUGCCAUUGACUUUCUACAACAGAUGGUUUACCAAAGCUGCUCCCCUGACAUAAUCACCUUUAAUAUCCUCCUGCGUGCUCUUUGUAAAGAGGACAUGAUAGACGAAGCCCUCCAAAUUCUUCAAAUUUUAGGUGAUACUGACUGUUCUCCUAGUUUGAUCACAUAUAAUAUCGUGAUUGAUGGAUUGUCAAAGAAGGGUUGGAUGGAAAAAGCUAUGGGAGUAUACAGGUCCAUGAUAGAGUGUGGAAUUAUUCCAGAUGAUAUCACCCAUAGAUGCCUAUUAGGGGGGUUUUGUCGGAUGGAUCUAGUUGAGGAAGCUGUAGAAAUAUUAAAGGAGAUGGUUAAGAAAAAUCAUCAGGUCAGAAAUGGUGCCUACAGAUCUGUGAUCCAUGGAUUAUGUAAGAAAAAGAAGGUAUCCAUUGCACUACAGGUCCUGGAAAUAAUGAUUUCAAGUCACAGCCGACCUGAUAAGGCAGUAUAUUCUGUCAUACUUAAAGGGGUAGCUUCAGCUGGAAUGACAGAAGAAGCUUUGGAAUUGCAACAGAAGUUGAUUGCAUUGAAGGUUCUCACACAGGAAACCUUGUCACACUGAGCAGGUGCUGGGGCUGCUCUCUUCGAAAUUUGCCUGCCCUUGUCCGCCCUUGUCCAAACCUUAAUCAUCAUCAUCAAAUUUUCGUCAGGAGGAGUCCUUGUGACAGGCCGAUGCCUUAGCACCUCAAGACCGCCAGGGCUACCACCUCCAUGCUGCAAAUUCUUGGAUAUUCUUGUACAAAAGGGUUCAUGGUUUCUCUUCUACCUAAAUCUUGAAUCAAGUGAGCCCUUUGCAAGAUUGUUCUACAUCAAAUUGGAGGAUGCCCAAGUGUUUUUGUAGAUGUAGUGACUUUGACAAAAUUUCUGACUUUAGUAACUAUAGCAUGUAAUUACUUGUCAGAUGCUGAGUUUUUUGCUUACUUUAUCCAAUCACAAAACAUUACAUUGGUUGCAUAAGCUUAUUUUGAUAGUAACGCAUUAUGGUGUUAUCACAUAUCAAACCUGCUGCAGACCUACCCAUCAUUCCCUAGGAGAAUGUAGCUUUCUUCCUUCUUGUAUCCUGCUGUUCACUGCACAUUUUAAUUCUGUGUUUCUGCUA
This is a messenger RNA of Diospyros lotus (date-plum), 2680 nucleotides long. RefSeq names its product pentatricopeptide repeat-containing protein At1g08610. The transcript is spliced from 4 exons. Lineage: Eukaryota; Viridiplantae; Streptophyta; Magnoliopsida; Ericales; Ebenaceae. The record is from RefSeq and is a predicted model, not a curated record. Bases 359 to 2143 code for a protein of 594 amino acids. Gene Ontology annotation, molecular function: protein binding.